AUGAGUUCCGAUAAAGAAUCAUUGCCAUUUGUUCGAUUUGCUUCAAGACGUUCAGUUGUGUAUGGAACGCAUGCAAUGGUGGCUAGCAGUCAACCACUUGCAUGUCAAGCUGGAAUUGAAAUAUUGCGAAAAGGAGGAAAUGCUGCGGAUGCAGCUAUUGCAACUGCUGCAGCAUUGAACGUCACAGAACCCGGAUCAACAGGAAUCGGCGGUGAUUGUUUUUGUCUGUUUUACGACUCAAAGACAAAAACUGUAAAAGGAUUGAAUGGUUCAGGCCGAUCUCCUGCUGCAUUGACGUUAGAAUAUGUGCGAGACAUUCUUAGUAUUCAUGAUCGAAAUAUACCAUAUCUAAACAUCCACGCCGUGACAGUGCCAGGAGCAGCAGCCGGAUGGGUAGAUACAGUCGAAUCUUAUGGCAGUGGAAAACUGAGUAUUCAAGAAAUUUUACAACCUGCAAUUACUCUUGCUGAAGAAGGAUUUCCAGUAUCAGAAAUUAGUGCGUGGCUGUGGCAAAGAGGAGAAAACGAUAUAAAAUCUGCUUCUCCUAAUGCCAAUGAUAUGUUGCUAGAUGGAAGAGCACCUAAAGCAGGGGAAUUUAUGAGAAUGCCAAAUUUAGCUAGAACAUUUCGUGAGUUGGCUCAACAUGGUAAAGAUGGUUUUUACAAAGGUCGAAUAGCACAAGCAGUCGUAGAUCUCAUAAAAGAUAAAGGAGGAGUCAUGACUCUUGAUGAUCUCGCUUCGCAUACUUCCACUUUCGUUAAUCCUAUAUCGAUCGAAUACAGAGAUCUUACGGUGUAUGAGUGUCCUCCUAAUGGACAAGGUAUCACGGCGCUUUUAGCACUCGGUAUUCUUCAAUCUCUGCAAGAGCAAGGAAAAAUUCCAAAUAUUAGUGAAUUGGAGCAUAAUUCCGCAGCUUAUUUGCACGCAGUAAUCGAAAGUUUACGAUUAGCAUUUGCCGACACUAAUUAUUAUGUUGCUGAUCCUAAAUUUUAUAAUCUUUCGCUUGAACAACUUUUGUCCAAAAAAUAUUUUGAUACGCGUGCACAAUUAUUUGAUCCCUCCAAGGCAACAAUUGAUCCUGUUAAAGGAUCACCCGUAAAGUCAGGAGAUACUGUAUAUUUUUCGGUGGUUGAUGACGAGGGAAAUGCCUGCAGUUUUAUUAAUUCCAAUUAUAUGCAUUUUGGAACUGCUGCAAUUCCAAAAGAUUGUGGAUUUACAUUGCAUUGUAGAGGAGCCGGAUUUGUAUUAGAAGAAGGGCACCCAAAUUGUUUAGCCCCAAGAAAAAGACCAUAUCAUACAAUAAUACCUUGUAUGGUAACACGUGAUGAUGAACUAUGGUUAUCGUUCGGUGUAAUGGGAGAUUAUAUGCAGCCACAAGGCCAUGUUCAAGUAAUCCUAAAUCUUUUACAUAACGAUAAUUUCAAUGUGCAAAAUGCAUUGGAUGCUCCGCGUGUUCGUGUUGGACCUUCCGGUGAAAAGCCUAUAGUAUUUAUUGAGGAAGGUAUAGAUGAGAAUGUAGUGAGAGAGUUGGUUCAAAUGGGACACAAUGUUAAAAUCGUUAAAGGGUGGAAUAGAGGGAUUUUUGGACGUGGUCAAAUUAUUGAAAAAAGGAUUGCUCAAAAUGGAAAGCGUAUAUGGGCGGGUGGAAGUGAUCUAAGAGGUGAUGGUCAUGCAAGUGGUUGGUGA
Ambispora gerdemannii is the source of this 1686-nucleotide messenger RNA. Lineage: Eukaryota; Fungi; Glomeromycota; Glomeromycetes; Archaeosporales; Ambisporaceae. The record is from the annotation of a GenBank genome assembly.